Eremothecium cymbalariae DBVPG#7215 is the source of this 1794-nucleotide messenger RNA. It is a transcript of the gene YKU70, whose product is annotated as ATP-dependent DNA helicase YKU70. Lineage: Eukaryota; Fungi; Ascomycota; Saccharomycetes; Saccharomycetales; Saccharomycetaceae. The record is from RefSeq and is a predicted model, not a curated record. The coding region runs from base 1 to 1794 and encodes 597 amino acids. Gene Ontology annotation, molecular function: damaged DNA binding; double-stranded DNA binding; telomeric repeat DNA binding. Gene Ontology annotation, cellular component: Ku70:Ku80 complex; nucleus. The transcript has a single exon. Gene Ontology annotation, biological process: cellular response to gamma radiation; double-strand break repair via nonhomologous end joining; cellular response to X-ray.
AUGUCCAUGGGAGAUCCAUUAACAAAAGUGCAGCAUUCAAAGAAUAUAAAGCAUGAACGUCGUCAGAGCAUCAUAGUCUGUAUUGAAUUAUCCAGUAGGGUGUAUCAGUCCUCAGAAAUAAGUCCAAAGGCUCAGCUCGCAGAAAUGCUUGAAGCACUGCUUGAAUUAAUGAAACAGUUAGCUAUGUUGCUACCUAAUAGCGAAGUAUGCUGUUAUGUUUAUCAAUGUAGACGUUUAAAUGUUAAGGAUGGAAUUUACGAGUUGCUCCCUUUGGAAAUGGUGAAUGUUCAAAAGAUUCACAAGAUAUCACAACUGUUAUCUGAUAUUAAGAACAAAAAAAUGUUCUUGAAAGACGAGAUACCAUUUGAAGAGAUAGAUGGUUCCCCACUAAGUUCAGUAUUGGCUAAGAUUCAACAUCAACUCCAAGGGAAGACUACCGACGAAUGGAAAUUUAGAAACAAGAGGAUCAUAUUAAUCACCGCUAAUGAUAUGCCAGCAGAAUAUUUUGAUGCAGAACUGCAAAAAAAGUUUAAAAAUACGAUUAAUGCUCUGUAUGAUGAUUCCUUUUCCAUUGUUACGUUUUUCAUUCAUUCGCAGACUCGUCCAUUUAAUGAUACUUUCUAUGCCGACCUUUUAAAACCACUACGAAGGCCAGAGGAUUUAGAUAAGAACAUUCAGUAUUACGAUGGGCCAAAUACUAAACCAAUUGAAAUUAAAGAGCUGAAGGGGAAGCUUCUUCAAAAAAAGGAAGGUAACAAGUUCCACUUUAAAUGUGCAUUUAUCAUCAAUAAGCAAAAUGACUUUAUUAUUUCAUUAAAGGGAUUUUUCGCCAUAACACAAGAAAAAGCAGGUGAAAGAUUUAAAUACAUAUACCAGAAAGGUGCAAAGCCACAAGAUGCUUUUUCUCAUCGGAAGUUUUAUAAUGCUAAUGACGGGGAAGCAGCAGAUUCCCGGUUAACCAAAGUUUUCGAUAUUGGCGGAUUAAAUAUCGAGUUUACUGAGGAGCAGGAUCAAAAAAUGAUAAACAGCUUUUCAGAACAUGAAACGUUUUUGGAGUUAAUUGGUUUCAGAUCAGUGGAUAAGGUUAAUUUUUAUUAUAACAACAUCUCUACAUCAUCCUAUGUUAUUCCGGAUGACAAUGUGUAUGAAGGAUCUUCAAAAACUCUCUCACAUUUAUAUGCAUCUAUGACUAAAAAAGGAAAAGCAGCAAUUGUUUGGGGCAAAUUAACGAGAAUUGCUCACCCACAACUAUUUUUAAUGGUUGCAAUGGAUAGAAAAAACACCAAUCAAGGUUUUUAUUUGGUUCGUUUGCCAUUCAUUGAAGAAAUUAGACGAUUCCCUCAAACACUACAAAAAAAUCGAAGCGUAAAUAUUCAGGAAUAUGCGUUAAUGAAGAAAAUAACGGGGAAUAUUAUUGCCUUUUUCAACUUAAAAUCAAGUUACAGAGCGGCAGAAUUUCCAAGCCCAGUACUGAAAAGUUUCUACACCACCUUAUCGGAUAAACUUCUACAAAAAUCCUUAAGCGAUCAGUGGGGUAUGGGGUUCAAACUCUCAAACGAUAUUACCUUGGGAAAAGUGCAGCACCUACGUGAAUUAAUUAACAAAUCCUCGCAAAACAUGGAGCAGCCAAUACUUGCAAAGUAUAUGAAAUAUUGGAAUACGUAUUAUAACAAGGAGGGCAACAAUUCCAUAACUAAUCGGAAGAAACUCUACCAAAUAUAUUCGGGGGAUCCUCAGGUACAAAAGUCGAUGAGAAUUAGGGCAACCAAUGCGAAAUCUGUGUUUAAUUUGUAG